UAAUAUUCAAGUAGCUAGGUAUUCCAACUACUUGCCGAAAGUUUAGGAUGUAAUAAGAAAUAUUGAGAAGAACAACUUCUUUCAGAUCGACUCUAAUUAUUCGGUGAUUCGCUAAUUAUCUUAAUUCUGGCCUUGCAAUUUUUUAGUUAUUCUAACUUAACCGAUUCUCCUCGUAUUCGCUGCGUAUAAUUACAUCGAGUUUCAAUUCAAUCAUUUGUCAAACAAUAAUUCUAAUUGCUUGAGAAGUGGGCAGAAUUUUUUAAUUCAAAGAGUAGACUCAAGCUUGUUUAUAUUUUAACAGUUCCCAGUAAACUUUGUAUCAAUUAUCGUUGUUUGAUCAAUCAGUAGGAUCAAAAGUGGUGCAAAUAUUAAAAGACGAGUGACUAUAUGUAUAUAUACACUAAAAAAAUGGUCGACGUACGAAAGUACAAUAUAAUUAAUGAAACUUGAUAGCUGGCUUUGUUAGCUGAUCCAUAGUAAAGACGCCUGGAGUGAUUACGCAUUUGAAAUAAUGGCGGGAACUACAUCGACGGUUGCUAAGCAACGAGUGUUGACAAACAUUAAAGUAGAGAGACAAAUGACCACGAGACGUUAAAAACAUCACGUGUGAAAUGUUGUGAAUGGAAUACCAAGAACCGAGUCUUCAUAAAGCGAGUGAUUAUUUUUCCGAGUCAAAGGUGAUUCAAGAAUGUCGAAAAAUACCGAGGGAAAAGCGAAAAUAGCGAACACGUACCGCGUCAGCGAGCCGAUUGUGAAUUUCAAAAUCAGAGUCAGAAUUGCACAACAGAAAUCCCGACUAGUUGAAUUAUUUAAAACGGAAGAAGAAACCAGAGAUUCAAAUUUUUUGGAAUACGAGGAGAAGAUUUUCUCCUGGCAGGAAAAAAGUUUCGGCCGUUUCGAGGCGCAGUUUUACGCGGACUCAAAAAACUGUGCGACCAAACAGCAGAAACAGUAUCACGAAAUGAUAACCGAGCAAAAUGUUACUGGGUCUCGCAUAUAUACCUACGUUGACGACGAUUCUUAUUUUCCUAAUAAGGAUUUACUGACAAAGCCAUACAAGUCGCACUUAUCACAAAGAAACGCGUCAGCGUUACCAACUUUGCAAAACCGAAAACCCUUCGUUGAACGUUACAACAAAAAAGUUAUCGACGAUAAUCCCGGAGAUACUACAAUUCGCACUAAUCACUAUCUCCACAAAGAUUUCGCGACAAUGUACAUCAUUGCCGAUUUAAUGCCGAACGCUAAGUCCAGUUCCUAUAAUUUUGAUGACUCACAAAUACUGCUGUGCACAAUUACAUUCGACAAAAUUCAUCGCUCUUUAACCGUCGAUCCCGAUUUCACCUACGAAGAGCCUUACGAAAUACGCGGCACUGACAUGAACUAUGAUUAUUGGAUCGAACAUGCAUCCGAAAUUCAGUAUCCUCAAGAUUUGGAAAUUGAAGUUGAAGAUUUGCGUGGUCAGGUAAUGCAGAAGCUGAUCCACAGGGAAGCAGAAAUCUUUCCUCAAAUUGGAUUACCUCCAGCGAAUCGCCUGCGUCUUUUUAUCAAUCUGGACAUUAUGUCUGCUCACAACUUUCCAUACGAUACUUUGUUCGUGACAUAUCACAUUGAAUUGCCUGAAUAUUGGAGCACAGAUCAUCCGGAACGUUUGACUGGUCGGACACAGCGAUGUUCAAUGAUAAAAGGAAGUGCAAAUUUCAGUUACGUAGCCGAACUUUGUAUCGAUUUAGAUUCAUCCCGGCUGAAAGAUGAAAAAUCUUCAAUUGCCUGGCCGUGGAUUCUCAUUUCGGUAGCUUCUCUCGAUAGCUGGACUAGGUACCGAAUCGAAGGGUAUGCAGCUGAAGCUCUUCCAGCUAAGUCCGGAUGUCAUUACUUGACGUUGCAUACUUGGCGACCAGUUGGUGACUUUUUAAACACCCUUCGCCGCUUCUUUACCGGCGGAACGUACGAGCUUCAGGACAUGUCGUAUUGUGGUAUUCCCGCAAUGUGUGACGAAACGAAAUUGGAAAAAGCAAAUUUGGAGACGGUGCCAAGCGGUCAGAUUGAACUAAAAUUGAACAUCACCCAGCAGAGCCGAUCUUUCAUAGAUGGCGGCUGCUUUAAACGUGACACUUUCGAACGGCUGAGUGCUGGGCGACUUAUGAACAGUGUUAACAACGUUCUUGAACAAUUUAAGGCUGCCAGAGAACGGAUGAUUAAAGCACGCAUCAUGAAUUCGUGAAAUUGUCUCUUGACACGUACGUUUCGGAGAAUUGGAAAUCAAGGAAAAUACGUGACUUCAGACUUCAACGAAGAGUUCGCAAGGUGAAUUCCUCUCAACUGCAGUUCUCCUGGUUAC
Molecule: messenger RNA, 2338 nt
Organism: Diprion similis
Lineage: Eukaryota; Metazoa; Arthropoda; Insecta; Hymenoptera; Diprionidae
Gene: Mks1
Product: Meckel syndrome type 1 protein
Exons: 4
Coding region: 689-2221 (510 amino acids)
Biological process (GO): cilium assembly
Cellular component (GO): MKS complex
Source: RefSeq, a predicted model, not a curated record